CCGGCAUCCCCGCGCUCGGACCGCGGCCGGCGCGAUGUCCACCAAGGUCAGCAAGUGCAAGGAGCAAGCGAGGGUGACCUUCCCCGCGCCGGAGGAGGAGGAGGAGGGCGAGGACGAAGGCGCGGAGCCGCAGCGCCGCCGACGGGGCUGGAGGGGCGUCAACGGGGGGCUCGAGCCGCGCUUGGCGCCCUUGCAGCGGGAACCGCACGACUACUGCCUGCCGCCCUUCCCUCCGGGGCCCGACAUGUCAAUGGAGGAAAGCCCUUCCCUGAGGCGCAAGACAGUGAUGCGCGAGAAGGGCCGGCGCCAGGCUGUCCGGGGCCCAGCCUUCAUGUUCAACGAUCGGGGCACCAGCCUCACCGCCGAGGAGGAGCGCUUCCUCGACGCCGCCGAGUACGGCAACAUCCCUGUGGUGCGCAAGAUGCUGGAGGAGUCCAGGACACUGAACGUCAACUGCGUGGACUACAUGGGCCAGAACGCGCUGCAGCUGGCGGUGGGCAAUGAGCACCUGGAGGUGACUGAGCUGCUGCUCAAGAAGGAGAACCUGGCGCGCAUCGGCGACGCCCUGCUGCUCGCCAUCAGCAAGGGCUACGUGCGCAUCGUGGAGGCCAUCCUCAACCACCCGGGUUUCGCGGCCAGCAAGCGCCUCACCCUGAGCCCCUGUGAGCAGGAGCUGCAGGACGACGACUUCUACGCCUACGACGAGGACGGCACGCGCUUCUCCCCCGACAUCACCCCCAUCAUCCUGGCGGCGCACUGCCAGAAGUACGAGGUGGUGCACAUGCUGCUGAUGAAGGGCGCCAGGAUCGAGCGGCCGCACGACUAUUUCUGCAAGUGCGGGGACUGCACGGAGAAGCAGAGGCACGACUCCUUCAGCCACUCGCGCUCGAGGAUCAAUGCCUACAAGGGGCUGGCCAGCCCAGCGUAUCUGUCCUUGUCCAGCGAGGACCCCGUGCUCACCGCCCUGGAGCUCAGCAACGAGCUGGCCAAGCUGGCCAACAUAGAGAAGGAGUUCAAGAAUGACUAUCGCAAGCUCUCCAUGCAAUGCAAAGACUUCGUAGUGGGUGUGCUGGAUCUUUGCCGAGACUCGGAAGAGGUAGAAGCCAUUCUGAACGGAGAUCUGGAAUCAGCAGAGCCUCUGGAGAUGCACAGGCAUAAAGCUUCACUGAGUCGUGUCAAACUUGCCAUUAAGUAUGAAGUCAAAAAGUUUGUGGCUCACCCCAAUUGCCAGCAGCAGCUCUUGACAAUCUGGUACGAGAACCUCUCAGGCCUGCGGGAACAGACGGUAGCUAUCAAGUGUCUGGUGGUUCUGGUCGUGGCCUUGGGCCUUCCGUUCCUUGCCAUCGGCUACUGGAUUGCACCUUGCAGCAGGCUGGGGAAAAUUCUGCGAAGCCCUUUUAUGAAGUUUGUGGCACACGCUGCUUCUUUCAUCAUCUUCCUGUGCCUGCUUGUGUUCAAUGCCUCAGACAGAUUCGAAGGAAUCACCACGUUGCCAAAUAUCACUGUUAUUGACUAUCCCAAACAGAUCUUCAGGGUGAAAACCACCCAGUUCACAUGGACUGAAAUGCUAAUUAUGGUCUGGGUUCUUGGAAUGAUGUGGUCUGAGUGUAAGGAGCUCUGGCUGGAAGGACCCAGGGAAUACAUUUUGCAGUUGUGGAAUGUCCUAGACUUUGGGAUGCUCUCCAUCUUCAUUGCUGCUUUCACAGCCAGAUUCCUGGCUUUCCUUCAGGCGACAAAAGCACAACACUAUGUGGACAGUUAUGUCCAAGAGAGCGACCUCAGUGAAGUUACACUUCCACCAGAGAUACAGUAUUUCACUUAUGCCAGAGAUAAAUGGCUCCCUUCUGACCCUCAGAUCAUAUCUGAAGGUCUCUAUGCCAUAGCUGUCGUGCUCAGCUUUUCUCGGAUCGCCUACAUCCUCCCUGCGAAUGAGAGCUUCGGCCCCUUACAGAUCUCUCUUGGAAGGACUGUGAAGGACAUAUUUAAGUUCAUGGUCCUCUUUAUUAUGGUGUUUCUUGCUUUUAUGAUUGGCAUGUUCAUACUCUAUUCUUACUACCUUGGGGCUAAAGUAAAUGCUGCUUUUACCACUGUAGAAGAAAGUUUCAAGACUUUGUUUUGGUCAAUAUUUGGGUUGUCUGAAGUGACUUCCGUUGUGCUCAAAUAUGAUCACAAAUUCAUAGAGAAUAUUGGAUACGUUCUUUAUGGAAUAUACAAUGUAACUAUGGUGGUUGUUUUACUCAACAUGCUCAUUGCUAUGAUUAAUAGCUCCUAUCAAGAAAUUGAGGAUGACAGUGACGUAGAAUGGAAGUUUGCUCGCUCAAAACUUUGGUUAUCGUAUUUUGAUGAUGGAAAAACAUUACCUCCACCCUUCAGUCUGGUUCCUAGUCCAAAGUCAUUUGUUUAUUUCAUCAUGCGGAUCAUUAACUUUUCCAGAUGCAGAAGGAGAAGGCUACAGAAGGAUAUAGAAAUGGGAAUGGGUAACUCAAAGUCCAGGUUAAACCUCUUCACUCAGUCUAACUCAAGAGUUUUUGAAUCACACAGUUUUAACAGCAUUCUCAAUCCGCCAACACGUUAUCAGCAGAUAAUGAAAAGACUUAUAAAGCGGUAUGUUUUGAAAGCACAAGUAGACAAAGAAAAUGAUGAAGUUAAUGAAGGUGAAUUAAAAGAAAUCAAGCAAGAUAUCUCCAGCCUUCGCUAUGAACUUUUGGAGGACAAGAGCCAAGCGACUGAGGAAUUAGCCAUUCUAAUUCAUAAACUCAGUGAGAAACUGAAUCCCAGCGUGCUGAGAUGUGAAUGAUUCAGUAACCUGGAAUUAUGGCUUUGACUGUAGCACAAUUGUGGGCAAUAAUAUUUCUAAGUAUGAAAUACUUGAAAAACUAUGAUGUAAAUUUUUAGUGUUAACUACCUUUAUCAUGUGAAUCUUUAAAAGUUAGGUCUUAAUGAUUUUACUGUUUUAUCACAUGCAAAUGGUCUUCAUUUUAAUUGUCUGCCUUGACAUUACAAACAAUGACGUGCCAUUGUAUUUAAAGGCCCAAUAUUACUACAUUAUUGAUAUUUUUGUCCAUUUUAGAAUAAACUCUAUGUCUUUGCACUACCUGUUUGCCUCUAAGAGACUGUAAGCUCCUUGGGGACAGGGACCAUGUCUUAUUCAUCUUUGUGUCUCCAGCAUCUAGUACAGUGCCUGGUACAUAGUAGGUGCUCAAUAAAUGUUGUCAAAACCAACUGAACUGAACUGCCAACAAAAUACAGAUAAAAAUUAAAAGGCCAUCACUAUGUAGCAUAUAUUCCCUUGUCCAAGUGCUAAAGAGAUUUUUUUUUGAAAAAUAUAAACAAAAAAUUUUACAAACAGCUAUGACUUGGUCAGAUUUUCUUAGAAUUUUUGACAUCACUGAUAAUCCUAGAACCUUUGAGCCCUG
Molecule: messenger RNA, 3416 nt
Organism: Lagenorhynchus albirostris (white-beaked dolphin)
Lineage: Eukaryota; Metazoa; Chordata; Mammalia; Artiodactyla; Delphinidae
Gene: TRPC3
Product: transient receptor potential cation channel subfamily C member 3
Exons: 12
Coding region: 35-2797 (920 amino acids)
Biological process (GO): regulation of cytosolic calcium ion concentration; manganese ion transport; calcium ion transmembrane transport
Cellular component (GO): membrane; cation channel complex
Molecular function (GO): inositol 1,4,5 trisphosphate binding; protein binding; store-operated calcium channel activity
Source: RefSeq, a predicted model, not a curated record